Ananas comosus (pineapple) is the source of this 1801-nucleotide messenger RNA. RefSeq names its product CDP-diacylglycerol--glycerol-3-phosphate 3-phosphatidyltransferase 2. Gene Ontology annotation, cellular component: membrane; chloroplast envelope. The coding region runs from base 76 to 1116 and encodes 346 amino acids. The record is from RefSeq and is a predicted model, not a curated record. The transcript is spliced from 7 exons. NCBI's taxonomy places the organism in Eukaryota, Viridiplantae, Streptophyta, Magnoliopsida, Poales, Bromeliaceae. Gene Ontology annotation, biological process: glycerophospholipid biosynthetic process. Gene Ontology annotation, molecular function: CDP-diacylglycerol-glycerol-3-phosphate 3-phosphatidyltransferase activity.
CUCUCUCUCCUCCGUACGCAAACCGAAUGUAGCGAAGCGCGUACGCAGAAACGCGUUUCCAUUUCUCGUUUCCCCAUGCCCCCACCCACCCCCGCGUCCCUCCUCAGAGCCGUUACUCUCCUCCCUCCCCAUCGCCACCGCCCCACUUUCAUUAACCAUGGCGCUCCUCCCUCCCACCUCGUUUCCCGCCCCGUUUCCCUUCUGCGCCCUAGCCCCGACGCCUCCAUAAAUAGGAUGUUAUCUCCUCCUCCCCGGAACAUCUUAUUCGCCCUAUCCGGGAACGACAACAACAGGAAGAAGGGGGCGAUAUCGCAAGCGACGCGGUGGCGGUGGAUGAGUCCCGGCUCCGGCGCCGCCGAGAGAUCGCCGGCGAUGAGGCGAGGACGGCGAGGAGGAAAGGGAGGGGAAGCAAAGGCGGAGGCCGCGAUGGGUUCGGGUUUGGAUUCGGAUUCGGAUUCGGAUUCGAAAUCGGCGGAGUCGGUCGUCAAUGGCGGCGGUGAGGAGCUUCCCCCGCCGCCGCCGCGGUUGCUCACGGUGCCCACCGUCCUCACGAUCGGCAGAGUCGCCGCAGUUCCGCUCCUCGUAAGCACUUUUUACAUGGAUGGUCGGUGGGCAACAACUGCUACAACAAGUAUCUUCCUUGCAGCAGCUAUUACUGACUGGUUAGAUGGGUAUAUUGCUCGAAAGAUGCGUUUAGGGACAGCAUUUGGUGCAUUUCUGGAUCCUGUGGCUGAUAAGCUUAUGGUUGCUGCCACACUCGUAUUAUUAUGUACCAGGCCUUUUGCAUGUGCCAUCUUUGGAGAAGUGCCAUGGCUUCUAACAGUACCCGCAAUCGCGAUUAUUGGUAGAGAGAUAACAAUGUCAGCUGUGAGAGAGUGGGCUGCAUCUCAAAAUAGUAGAGUUCUUGAGGCUGUGGCGGUGAACAAGCUUGGAAAGUGGAAGACUGCGACACAAAUGACUGCAUUGACUAUCCUCCUUGUCGCCAGAGACCCCAGCCUACAAGACAAAGUUGUUCUAGUUGGCUCCGGUGUGCUCUUGCUUUACAUAUCAGCAGGACUUGCUGUAUGGUCACUUGUAGUUUACAUGAAGAAGAUAUGGAAGAUCCUACUAAAGUAGGGGCGAGAGAGAGAGCAUGAGGAAGAUAGGAAGAUGUGGAAGAUCCUUCGAAAGUAGUGGGGGUGGGGAGGGUGGGAGAGAGAGAGGGUAAACACUAAGGACAGCAUUGUGAAUCAUUUCUGAGAUGCAUUAGCUCUUCCACACAGAUUCGUUACGGCACAAUCCCCUCUCUCAAGGAACCUGCACUUUCUGAACAAAGCAUGGUAUAUGAUAGGUGGACGAGCUUGAAGAAGACCAGAAUCUGAAGCUGCGCAUGAAACAAUGUCCCGCCAUUGCUUUAUUCAUCCCUCUAUCCAGGGAAAGUGAAACUCACAUCGUAUGACACCUGUGGCUGUCAAUGUUGAAUUUUUUUUUUUUUUUUUUACUCUCGGUGUUUUGUUAUGGCAUGUGACCAUUACUUUUUUAUUUCAGUGUUUGGUAGAUUGAUUAGAAUGUUGUUGCUAGUCUUAGAAUGUAGUUGGAAAUGAUCUUUGUUCUACAAUCUCAGUUGAAUGAAUCGAGAAAAGUCAAGAGGUAUACUCGAAAUCUAUUCUCAUCAACUUCUACAAUAGAGAAACUGAGGAACUGUAGUUCAGUUCCUGCAUGUUGAUGUCUUGAAGGGGAAAUUGCAUUAGUUCUUUUGUACUGAAGAUAAAAUUAAAUUGAUUCGCAGUUCUGUAAAUUCAAAUGAAUUGAUUUUGGGGCU